CUCAAGCCUGGCACAACCAGGGCAGCGAAAGAACAGGAAGAAAGGGAAAGGAGGAGGAGGACGCUGCGCGACGCAUAGAGGAAGGACUGCCUCUGAUCGGACGCUUUAAACAGUGAAAAGGCGUCGCCCAGCUUAGCGAAGACGCCCAGGGUUCUUGCUGCUGGGAUCGGCUCUGGAACUGCAAUAAUAACAAGAAUAGUAAUAAUAAUAACAACAACAACACUAAUAAUAUACAGAAGAAGAGCAGACGAUCUCAUCGGUGCAACACGAUCGGAAAGCACAGAUGGACCAGCAGGCCCAGCCUUACAUGCUCGCCAGCCUGACGCGUCCACACUCCGAGCAGCUUCUGCAGGGCCUCCAGCUGCUACGGCAGGACCGCGAGCUAUGUGACGUGGUGCUGCGUGUGGGCGACGCCAAGAUCCACGCCCACAAGGUGGUGCUGGCCAGCAUCAGCCCCUAUUUCAAGGCCAUGUUCACGGGGAACUUAUCAGAGAAGGAGAACUCUGAGGUGGAGUUCCAGUGCAUCGAUGAAGCCGCUCUUCAGGCCAUCGUGGAGUACGCCUACACGGGCACGGUGUACAUCUCCCAGGACACGGUGGAAUCCUUACUCCCGGCCGCCAACCUGCUUCAGGUGAAGCUGGUGCUGAAGGAGUGCUGUGCCUUUCUGGAAAGCCAGCUAGACGCUGGCAACUGCAUUGGCAUCUCCCGGUUCGCCGAGACCUACGGCUGCCACGACCUCUGCCUGGCCGCCACCAAAUUCAUCUGCCAGAACUUCGAGGAGGUGUGUCAGACGGAGGAGUUUUUCGAGCUGACGCGCUCCGAGUUGGACGAGAUCGUCUCCAACGACUGCCUGAAGGUGGUCACCGAGGAGACCGUCUUCUACGCCCUGGAGUCCUGGAUCAAGUAUGACGUCACGGAGCGGCAGCAGCACCUGGCCCAGCUGCUGCACUGCGUCCGGUUGCCUCUGCUCAGUGUCAAGUUCCUCACCCGUCUCUACGAGGCCAACCAUCUGAUCCGCGAUGAUCACGCCUGCAAGCACCUCCUCAACGAGGCCCUCAAGUACCACUUCAUGCCUGAGCACCGGCUCUCCUACCAGACGGUGCUGUCCACCCGGCCACGGUGUGCUCCCAAAGUGCUCCUCGCUGUAGGAGGCAAGGCUGGCCUCUUUGCCACCCUGGAGAGUAUGGAGAUGUACUUCCCUCAGACCGACUCGUGGAUCGGCCUGGCGCCACUCAGCGUGCCCCGCUAUGAGUUUGGUGUGGCCGUACUGGACCAGAAAGUGUACGUGGUGGGCGGCAUCGCCACACACAUGCAGCAGGGCAUCAGCUACCGGCGGCACGAGAGCACAGCCGAGUGCUGGGAUCCCGACAGCAACACCUGGUCACCAGUGGAGCGCAUGGCCGAGUGCCGAAGCACGCUGGGUGUGGCCGUGCUGGCCGGCGAGCUCUACGCCCUGGGCGGCUACGACGGCCAGUACUACCUGCAGUCGGUGGAGAAGUAUGUCCCCAAGAUGAAGGAGUGGCAGCCGGUGGCACCCAUGACCAAGUCACGCAGCUGCUUUGCCGCCGCCGUGCUGGACGGCAUGGUGUACGCCAUCGGCGGCUAUGGCCCCGCCCACAUGAACAGUGUGGAGAGGUAUGACCCCAGCAAAGACUCCUGGGAGAUGGUGGCGCCCAUGGCGGACAAGAGAAUCAACUUUGGGGUGGGCGUCAUGCUAGGAUUUAUAUUUGUGGUGGGCGGACACAACGGGGUCUCUCACCUGUCCAGCAUUGAGAGGUAUGACCCCCACCAAAACCAGUGGACGGCAUGCCGACCAAUGAACGAACCACGGACUGGAGUGGGAUCUGCAAUCGUCGACAACUUCCUGUAUGUAGUGGGCGGUCACUCGGGCUCGUCGUACCUGAACACGGUCCAGCGCUACAACCCAAUUGCGGACAGCUGGCUGGACUCCAGCGGCAUGAAGUACUGUCGCUGUAACUUUGGCCUCACCGCUCUUUGACGUCGGUGCAGCUGCUGAGGACUCCGUAAGGGAAGGCAGGCACUUCAGUUCCACUUUUUUUUUUGGUCAUUAUAAUUUCUUCUCCUUCCUGUGUGUUUUCACGGGACUGAAGAGGCACGGAAACUUAAGGGGAUGUGCCCUGUCUGAAUGGGCCCGACCCCAGAACCGUGGGCAGGACUGCAGGAUGUGGGGGCCCCUGACGUCAAGGUCCAGGUGACAGGAGUGAGGACCCCACUGGGACGAGGGCUCUCGCGUUCGCCCUGUGGCCUGUCGGAGAAUGGUGGGGUGCUUCUGUCCCAUUUUCGAAGCGCUCCUGUUUCAUCAGGAUGUUACUUUUGGUGGUUUGCCAGUACCAGUGAUUCCCACUGCAUCCGUGCCACGCGAACUGCGAGCGUGAGGAGCUGUUAACCACUGUCGCUUUGCCUGCUGGAUUUAUUUUUUUAUUAAUAAUACAGUUUUUACUUUGUUUCCCUGCUGUAAGCAGAUAUUCCAGUUCUUGAUUAAUUCUGAGUGUGUAUGUAACAGAUUGUGAGACUGUGUGUGUGUGUGUGUUUGUGAGAGAGCGAGAGACAGAGAGUUUGUGAAUGUGUGACAUACUCAGGCAAGUUUAGUAAGUCACACACUGUUGGCAUCUGUGAACCAGUGCUUCACGAAAAAGUACAAAAAAAUCAAUUUCUAUUCACUUUAAAGGGCUGCCUUUUCUCUCUUGUAAAUAUUUGAAACAAAGACUAUAUAUAUAUAUCUCCCCUCUAGUGCAUUGCCUGUAAAUGUUUUCUGCACUGGGUUACUAGUUAGGGUAUGUUUAUGUGUGUGUCUCUGAGAGGGUGGUGUUAGAGGGGACCAUGUGACCAUGUGAUCUCAGCUCUGCAGGCCCACUAGCUCUUCGGGAAGUGGUGUCACACUUUGCUGAUCUUUGAACCAGGCAAGGAAUUUCAAGUUUGUAGCCUCCCAGAUGGCCAGUGAUUGAGUGGCGUGGCAUGGGUUUAACAUUCUUUUGUUAUUUUUUUUUUGCCUCAGAAACGCUGGGGGGGGGGGGGGGGGGUUAAACACAAUACUCUUAUCUGGUGCUACUCAAGGAUUCAGGAUCAAGCUGUCAAUGAUGUCUUUAUGGCUGUGUGAUGCCUCACUCUGCAUGAGUUACCUUCACUUAUCUGUGCCGUCCUUUAUUUUCCAAUCCAAUGUGUCGAUACGUUUGUGUGUUUAGAAGGAGAAGAACAUGAGCAGGCCUGGCCCAGCAAUAAAAUUCUGUACUGAGCUGCGACGUGAAUAGUCAGUGCCAGAAAAACAGCGGACCUGCAGACUCUCCAGGCAAAUAUUUUGAACAGCACAGUUGUUAGAACUAAUCAGCCCCAUAAUUAAGCCAAUAAGGGUUGCCCCCCCCCCCCCUCGGAUUACAGAGGGAGAAUCCAGCCUGUAGGACCGCUCUCAAAAGCUUCACUGCCAGUGGGAGAGGGGGGGGGGGGGGGGGGGGGGGUGAACACACGCACAUCUCAGAGACAAAGUGCCAAAACCCCCCCCCCCCGGAUUUGCCAGUGGAGGGCACGAGGAGGCUGCACGCUCGAGCCUGAUGCCAGAAUAAAAAUCAUGAGGGGGUUCGUGUGGCAUGGGGGCCUCUUUGGUGGAACACUCUGCCUGGCCUGUAUGUUCGGUGUGGUGAUUCUCCUCUUUAAUGCCCACAGGGCAAGAGGGGAAAACUGGUGGCAAAUGAGCACCGAUCCCAUCAAGGGUAACUCUUACUGGACUCUGCACAGUAGCAGCUGGUGUGGGUGAGAAGGAACAGGGUUAGAUGCCUGGUAAUAUGUAUUUAUCAUUAAAUCAUAUUGGUCAAAGCAAAAGAACACACUGAAUACCCUGAAGAUGUGCCACGCUGUCCGCCGAUGCCUGUACGCCUGGAAGCGUAAACCGGCUCCACAUCACACUUGUCGGUCAGGUCAUUUCCUGCAUUUCGCUAAAGUCGUGUCGAAGGCAAUAAGUCUUUUGGAUGAGGCACCCCACGAAGGGCAGUGGUGUCCUUACGUCUGUCUGGGAAGGGAGUGUGAGAUCUGUUUAUCCGUUAACCGCUCUCAUGGCCAUGAUUAUCACUUUUUUUUUUUUAAUUAAUGGGAAAAAACACCGGUCACCUCUGCCAUUUGUGUAGCAACAGAUUCCAUUUGUAGCACAGCUGCACGUUGAAGUGAAAGUCUGAUUGGAAACUGGAGUCUUUCGAUGGCAGGAACUAAUUGAGAAUUUCAUGUAACUUUACAUCGACCAUGAGCCCAUUCAAGUCCUCUCAUUUAUUAUGGGUUAUGUAUGAGGGUUCCAUGUGACAGAUCAGAGCCAAUCAGAAUCCAUGUUUUGUUUUUUGUUCUUUUCUCUGGGCACCAGCUAGGAACGCAGUCACAAAAGUGCAUGCGAGUGACAUGGAGGGUCGCCCCUCACCUGUGGGUGUGUAAUGCUUCUGUGCUGAUUCCCUCUGGAAUAUCCGCUCCCAGGAGAGACCAAUAUCUAGGGCCUCUAGAGUCUCUAGACUGGAAGAUACACACUAUAUCAAUUACUUGGUAGCCUGGACACAAUAUUCUAGCCAAAAUUAGAGGCACCCUUGUUGAAUAACAACUGCGGCUAUUUCGUUUUUGUCCUGAGUCAUUCUUUAAGUUGAGGAUUUCUGAAGCCAGUUUUUAUAUUGUCAUUUAUGUAUUUAAUACCCCCAAACUGCCACUGGCGCAUUGUAAAAUCUUUUACUAAGGGAUUGUCAUUUUGAGAGUUUAAUCAUAUGUGUGUUGGCAUGGCAACUGUAGUGCAAUAAUAUUUUGUAAUGAUUUUCUUUCGUUACCCAUUUAUCUGAAUGUGGCUAGGUGAAAUCGUCUGAGCUGUCUGUAAUACUUUUAUGUAUAUAAUGGUCUCUUUGUAUCUCUUCAUUUGUGUAUGGCUCAGUGAGCUUUAGUUGUCCUUAUUCUUAGAUAUUCUGCUCAUGAAGCCGUUUUGUUGGGGAGAAAAUCCCUGAAACAUUUCCAUGGUGUCAUAUUGUCCCUUUGAAACGCCACCUUGCAUCAGUCCUCACCAUGAUCCACUGAAGUAAGGAUAUAAAAUCUUUCAGUCUUUGUCUUCAGCAAUAAGUUGGCUGGCUCUGCAGGAAGAGGCCCACCACUUGCUGGAAGUUUAAGGAUUUGCCAGCUCGGAAGGGUGUGCGAGUUUGUUCCACCUUUUUGAAAUUGCUUUAGGUUUUAGUCUCAUUUAGUUCCUUUUGUUACAAAAUAUGGAGUCUUGAGCUUUCACUGUAGAUUAUAAUUUUUUUUUUUUAUUAUUUAUUUAGUAGAUGCUUUUGUCCAAAGCGUUGCACAAGCGAGGCAGAUAGUACAUUUUAUAAACAUAUUAGCUAAUCCUUGCUUGGUUUAGCUUUUAGAUGUGAUCUGCCAGGCCAGCGUGUCAAAGUGCAUGAUUAAGGUGACUCUUUAGCAUUCGGCAGAUGGUGGAUCCACUGAAAUUCACCUGCUUGGGAGAUUCUCCAGAAACCGGUCCACCAUCCACUCUUUGUUCUGGAGGAGGAUGGUGCUGAUGCAAGUGACUGGGUUAUAAUGUGUAUCUUCUUAAGUGAGAUAUAUUAAUAUUAAUUAUACAUGGAACCUGGAAACGUAAAACUGCAAAUAUGGUGGGAGGUGUGAUAGUGUGUGUAGCACUGUGUACAAACACUCUCAUCUCUCCAGCCCCCCCCCCCAUUUAUCAUGGUGUAACCUAAAAUCCUGUUUUGCCAUCUUUAUCACCGAAGUGCUCAUUUUUACCGAUGAAUUUGGUGAUCGAAAAAUAUAUCGGAUGUGGGAAGGACUGUUUACUUUAUGUUCAUAAAUUCAUUUCACUGGGAAAAAAAAAUCUUUCAGGCGGGUGUCACCGCUAGCCAAAUGAGCAGCCAGGUCCUUCAGUAAUUCCCCAGGUGGGUGUCUGCGCCAGAAGUGAGCUGAUAAUCACAUUUGUGGAUUAUUGCUCGGACUAUCGGAUUAUGUAGAUUUUACAACAGUGUUUGUUUUUAGCCAUGUUUAUUCACGCUCUGACUGAACAUACACACUAGUCUGUUUUUAUUUGUGUGGAUCGAUUGUACCCAGUUCAAUAAUAAAUGCCUGCAUUAAAAAGGUACCUUGCCACA
This is a messenger RNA of Brienomyrus brachyistius, 6113 nucleotides long. RefSeq names its product kelch-like protein 28. Lineage: Eukaryota; Metazoa; Chordata; Actinopteri; Osteoglossiformes; Mormyridae. Gene Ontology annotation, molecular function: protein binding. The coding region runs from base 284 to 1999 and encodes 571 amino acids. The record is from RefSeq and is a predicted model, not a curated record. The transcript is spliced from 7 exons.